Messenger RNA from Apis mellifera (honey bee), 5417 nucleotides. It is a transcript of the gene mRRF2, whose product is annotated as ribosome-releasing factor 2, mitochondrial. Gene Ontology annotation, cellular component: mitochondrion. The transcript is spliced from 4 exons. Gene Ontology annotation, biological process: mitochondrial translation; ribosome disassembly. The coding region runs from base 35 to 2257 and encodes 740 amino acids. Lineage: Eukaryota; Metazoa; Arthropoda; Insecta; Hymenoptera; Apidae. The record is from RefSeq and is a predicted model, not a curated record. Gene Ontology annotation, molecular function: translation elongation factor activity; GTP binding; GTPase activity.
UUUCAAGUAUAUAUAAACGUAUAGGUUAAGAAUCAUGUUUACAUCUAAAUUAAUAAAGACUCCAUGGUGCACGAUUCAAAAAAGAUACGCGUCAAAAGGAACCACAAUUAUAAAAAAAGAAUAUGGAGAACACGAAAUUUCGAAAAUUCGAAACAUUGGAAUUUUGGCACAUAUUGAUGCUGGAAAAACUACUACCACAGAAAGAAUGCUAUAUUAUUCGGGUCUUAUUAAACAUAUGGGAGAGGUUCAUUAUGGAAACACAGUAACAGAUUAUAUGGAUCAGGAACGUCAACGUGGAAUAACAAUAACCUCCGCAGCGGUGACAUUUGAAUGGAAAAAUUAUUGUAUUAAUUUAAUUGAUACUCCAGGACAUAUUGACUUCACAAUGGAAGUAGAGCAAACUUUAAGGGUAUUAGAUGGAGCAGUAGUUAUAUUAGAUGGAAGUGCAGGUGUCGAGGCUCAAACAUUGACAGUAUGUAGACAAGCUGAUAAAUAUGAUAUACCUAGAAUUAUUUAUAUAAAUAAAAUGGACAGAACAGAUGCUAAUUUUGAUGCUAGUUUAAAAUCUAUUGAAUCUAAAUUGCACACAGAAGUUUUGCCUGUACAAUUUCCAAUUAAAGAAAAAGGAAUUUUAGAAGGAAUCGUAGAUACUAUUUCUUUAGAAAAAAUUAUAUUUGAUAAAAAAGAUAUGGGCAAGAAACUUUCUAGAUUCAAAUUAACUGAAGAUAAGGAUAAAGGUUUAUGGGAAAUGGCAAAUGAAAAGCGUAGAGAAUUAACUGAUAAAUUAUCCAAUAUGGAUGACAAAUUGGCCGAUACAAUUAUAGAACAGGAAUCUUUAGAUGCAAUAACAUCACAAAUGCUGACCGAUUCUUUACACAGAGCAACCAUAAAUAAAAAAGGUAUUCCUGUGCUUUUAGGCAGUUCUUAUAAAAAUAUAGGAGUACAACCUUUAAUGGACAGUAUAUUACUAUAUUUACCAUCACCCAAUGCAAGUAAACAUUCUAAGUAUUAUCAAUGUUUUGAUAAUAAAUUAUGUGCCAGAGCAUUUAAAGUCGUUCAUGAUAAACAAAAAGGACCAAUCACAUUUUUUAGAAUUUAUAGUGGUAGCAUAGAGAAAGGUACGAAAUUAUAUAAUCUUCGUACAGAAAAAAAAGAACAAGUAGGAAAAUUAUAUAUCGCAUAUGCUGACGAAUAUGAAGAAAUAAAACAAAUUUCACAGGGCAAUAUUGCAGCGAUAACAGGAUUAACAAGUACCUCAGCCGGUGAUUUAAUAACAAUAGGACCAACGGCGAUAGAAGAAGCAGAAAAAAAACUGAAAGCGCAAAAAGAUGUUAAACCAGAAGAUGUGGAGAAAAUAUUCGAUUACAAUUCAAAAAUAUUAGAGCCAGUCUUUUUCUGUUCGAUAGAAGCACCAUCGUUAUCUAUGCAAGUAGCUUUAGAGAAGGCUCUCGAAGAACUUGAAAGAGAAGAUCCAAGUUUGAGAGUUACUCAAAAUGAAGAGACUGGUCAGAUUGUGCUUGGAGGCAUGGGUGAAUUACAUCUCGAAAUUAUUAAAGAAAGAAUUAAAACGGAAUAUAAAAUCGAUGCUGAUUUAGGUCCCUUGCAAAUUUCCUAUAGAGAGACUAUCAAGGAACCUAUUCAAGAUACUUUUUCGAGUGAAUAUAAAAUAGGAAAUAUUAAUACAAAUGUUAAAAUAACCAUGUCAUUAAUACCAAAUUAUGAAAGUAAAGAAACUUUCUUAUUGGACAAAUCGAUGGAUUUUAUUAAUGUUAUACCAAAAAAUAUAAUGAAAGUUGUGAAAAAUAGUGUUCGAUCAGUUCUUUUAAACGGACCAAAAUUAUGUUAUCCCGUUUUAAAUAUGGGUAUUAAAUUGCACAGUUUAGAAUAUGGACCAAAUACUACCCCGUCGAUAAUUAAUGCUGCUGUUUCGCAAUGUAUUAGACAGUUGAUGAAGAGUGCUGGCAUUGCCCUUUUAGAACCGAUAAUGCGAUUGGAGAUCGUGGUCCCUGAAGAUUAUUUAAGCGUUAUUCUCAAAGACUUGGCGAAAAGGCGCGCUGAAGUGAAGUACAUCGAUGUCUUCAAACAGAACAAGGUAGUCUACUGUUUUGCCCCAUUAGCCGAACUAUUAGGAUAUUCAACGACGGUGAGGAUAAUCUCGUCAGGACAUGCAACGUUCACGUUGGAAUUCGAUCGCUACGAAUUAAUGGAUUCAGCGAAUGAAGCAGAAGCGAUUAAAAGAGUAACUGGUUUUUAUUAAAUCCUUUCAAAAUCAUAUGAUGAUUAUUCAAAUCAAAUUAUUCGUUGUGAUAUUUUAAGAAUUUAAUUGUACAAAGAUAGAUUUAUGAAAAUUAUUUACAAAAUUAUUAAUAAUGAUGCAUUUAAUGAUUAAAAUUGAUCGAAUCAAUUUUUCUUUUUCUUCUCAAUCUCUACGUAGAGAGAUCGUCUCAUCAUGCGAAAUAAUGUGUAAUGUAACGUGAAUACGCAAAAUUAAAAAAAAAAAACACAUUAUUAUUCUUGGACAAAAUUACAUACUCGAUUCUUCUUCUUUAUUCAUUCGAUCUAAUCAAAAUAUAUUUGCAGCAUUUAUUUCAAUGGUGCUUUACAAUUCUUCUUUUCUUAUUUACGAAUCAUCGAUCGCGGCCGCCGAUUACGUGGCUGAAAUCGAGCAGCUCGAGUAAAAAUUGGUAUAUUCAUCUAAGAAUUUAUACAUAGUAUAUUUAUAUAUUUAUAUAUAUUUAUAUAUAUAUAUAUAAUAGUAAAAAAAGAAGGAAGGAAAGAAAAAAGAGAGAGAGAGAAAAAAAAAGAAAGAAAAAAAGGAAAGAGAAAAUGUAAGAAAAAGAAGGAAGUCUUAUCGAAGAAAUACCGGCCAGCCUCGCAAGCAGCAGCCGCGCAUAAAUAUAUUAAUAUUGCUUAAAGAUCAUGCAAAAAUGUCAUACAUAGUAAAAUAUAUGUAUGUAUAUAUAUUAUAUGUAUGGAGGGAUUACAUGUAAUAGGGUGAGAGACUUGUAAACACGUCAUUUGCACGUAAAAAUCUUCCGCUUCCGCUUUCCGUAAUCGCGUUAAGUCGGAAGCGAUUUUCGACGCGAUCCUCAGUUCUCUUAUGGGAAUGCGACGAAAACAGGAGACUCGCUGAAUUGUCGAUAGAAAAAAAAAAAAAAAAAAAAAAAAAAAAAAUAUACGUGUGUGUGUGUGUGUAAAUAUAUACAUAUAUAUUUUCCCGUCGAGCCGUUGGUUCAUUACCUUUGAAUUGUGCUCUUUAUGUGACGCAUGUAUUAUUGAUUGAAAAUCGGGCACGAUUCAAAGGUGGCCCCAUUCUUAUUAAACGCGUUUCUUAAUCUACGAAAUGGUUCUUGAGCGCUAAAACCGAACGUCUUAAACUUCUAAGCUCGGCUUAUUUUUUUUUUUUUUUUCAACUGACGAUACGGUAAUUAUUAUAAAAAAUUAAUCUUUCGCCAAUCACGGCGAUAUUUCUUACGUGAGAGAAAAAAAAAAAAAAAAAAAAAGAGAGAAAACCGUGGAAAUUUUAAUAACCCUCGGUUUUUUUUUUUUUUUUUUUUUACAUAAUUCUAAUUCGUUUGCGUAAAAACGUUCGCACGAAAUAAUAAAUAAAUACAAUUACGUACAAUAUAUUAUAUAUCACUUGCCUGUAAACGCACACUCUGUGCGCUUACAAGUAUUCAUUAUUAAAUGAUGCAAAAAAAAAAAAUACUUCGCUUCUUUUUUCGAAUGUCUAUGCGAUUCACGUUUCCUAAAGCGCAUAUUAUCAACAAGGAAUAUCCCAUUUUUCUUCCUUUCCCCCCCUUUUUUUUUAUCUCUGCUUUUGUCACCAGCAAAAUCGAAUUUCAUCAAAAAAGUAUAUUCUUCGUGAUGAUGCAAAUUGUUAUUCGACAAAGUUUUGUUUUUUACGACGCGUGAAUCCAUGAUAGAAUAAUACACAAAUACUGAAAUUUUUCGAUAUAUAUGUAGCACGAUUCUAGUAAAAAUAUUCUCGUCGUACAAAAAAAGAAAAUUACCAGAAUCUCACACCAAAGGUUCAACUCGGUUCAUCUUUAUACAAUCGGAUAAUACAUAUAAUAUAAUAAACAUUGUCAUUGUGUCGAUUUUUAUUAUCUUAUCGUUUUCUCACAAUAAAAACGAGUCUUUUGCCUCGUAUGUACAAACAGGAAAUUCAUCUUUCAAUACCGUUUGGAAAAAUGCAAUCGAACGCGUGCCUUCUCAUCUAUCGAUGAGAAAAAAAAUGAAUACGCACGGUCUCUUUAUCUUCUCAAAAUACAAUGAACAAACAGUUGAUGAGAAAAAAAAAAAAAAAUGACAAAUUUGUAGUAGAGUAAUAAUAAUUACAAAAUGUGAAAGUAGUAAAGUGGAUGUCGAGUGAUUGAGGACCGAGCGAGAGAGAUCGAAUAUAUCGGACUAGAGUAUUGGUUGUGAGUGAAGAAGAGCGAUUCCAAGAAGGAUGAUAACAUUGUCACGCGUGGAUCGGGAUCGAACGAAGGCAGGAUCGACGAGAAUCGAACGAAGAUGAUGAUCCCGAAUAAAAUAAAAUUUUCGAUCGAACGCAAGAACAAUUUGAACAAUUGGAAAGUUGCGUGUGUGAUACAAAGAGGAGGCGACGAGAACGUGCCGCCAUGAUGAACGAAGGAACGAAGAUGGGCUCGUUGAAUUCGUUUUCUCGAGAAUGUAUUAUGCGGAGAGAAAGAGAAAGAGAUAAAGAGUUUCGUUAUACGAUUAUUAAAACGGUUAUUCGUCUUUGGAGAAACGAGUUAUUAAUUUAAAACGAGGAAUAUGUACAUCUGAUUGGGAUGUGUGAAGAAAAACGAGGCUAUUAUCGCCAAGAAAACGCCCUCUUAAUUCCUCCUUAUUAUUAUUCUUCCUAUUUUUUUUUUUUUUUUUUUUUUAGGUAUGGGAAGGCCCUAAUCCUACAAUACUCGGCUAUCCUGUACUGAUUCCCUGAAUAUUUAAAGCGUACUCUACUUCUUUGUCUUGGAACACACUCUCCCGGUUCUGAGAAAAAUCCUUAAUUCUUUCUCCCCCGGGAGACGUGCAUCCUUUCGCUUGGUUUUUUCUUUAAAAAUACAAUUUUUUAAUUAAUCCUUCUUUAAUUUCGUCAUCAUCGUCGCUGCCUCGUGUAGUCGUAGAUGCUUCCAUACCUCCGGAUUUGGCCGUCAAAACGUAAGAAUCGAGGGGAGAUAAGGCAAAAAAGCCUUUUAAUCUUUUUUCCUCCUCGUUGUUAUUGCUCCUUGUUUUUUGCUAGGUAUGGAGAUCCCGAUCCUACAUCACGGGUAGUGAUGCGCUUUGAAACGCUUUCGAAUCGCUUCGAAUUAUAUACACGUGGUGAAAACAUUGAAUUGCUUCGAACAUGAUCCGAUAGUUAAAGACUCUUGAAAGUCCUGAUAAAUCUUAAAAAAAAAAAAAAAAAA